Molecule: messenger RNA, 1251 nt
Organism: Adineta ricciae
Lineage: Eukaryota; Metazoa; Rotifera; Eurotatoria; Adinetida; Adinetidae
Source: the annotation of a GenBank genome assembly
AUGGCAACUAAUAAUUCAAAUCUCGAUCUUGUCUUUGCGAUGGAUUGCACUGGUUCAAUGGGUUCGUAUAUCAAAAGUGCAACAGACAACAUUCGUAUGAUUAUUGAUGAAAUUAUUGCCAAAGAGAAAGUCACUAUACGACUUGCUCUCGUCGAGUAUCGUGAUCAUCCUCCUCAAGACAGUACAUUUGUAACUCGUGUUCAUAGUUUUACAAAUACAGUGACAGAAAUGAAAGGAUGGCUGGAACAAUGCUCUGCUCAAGGUGGUGGUGAUGGACCAGAGGCUGUGGCUGACGCGCUUCAUGAGGCUUUCAGUCUUCCGUGGCGUUCCGAUGCGGCUAAAAUCUGCAUUCUCAUAUCUGACGCACCACCUCAUGGUCUUGUCGCAGCCGGAGAUGGUUUUCCCAGUGGAUGUCCAGCUGGUCACGAUUCACUCAACAUUGCACGGAAAAUGGUCGAAAAAAACAUCACUCUCUACACUGUCGGUGUCGAACCACCUAUCGUACCUUAUCGUGAGUUUUUCAUGGCUAUUGCACACAUCACAGGUGGACAAUAUGUUCCAAUGGCAGAUGCAAAUAAACUAGCACAAAUGAUCAUUGGCGGCGUACGCGAAGAAAUAUCGCUUGAUCGAGUUAUGAAUAGUUCUAAGCGAGACAUUGCUCGGGAGGUGCAUAAGGCAGCUAGAGAUGGAGUUGACGACAAUGAAGCAGCCAAACGAUUACAGAAGAUCUUUUCCGAAAAGAACGUCGUUGUUAAUCGCAUGAGAAAUGAAGCUGGAACACCGUCAAAAGCAGCCGAAGAAUGCUACGCGAAAUGUACAGAUAUGUCCGACAUUCAACAACAAUACCAACAAUUGAUACCCACCGUUUCUCAUACUAAAGCAGCUGAAAUGGAUUAUAAAUUAGAAGAGAAUAAACCAGUCAGCUUCGAACAAGCGAAACGCAUUGUUCAAAAAGCAAAGAAUUGGGAUUACUCAUCAAUUGAUUUAAGUGAUGAUAAGACUUCAAUUGGUAGCUCUACCGGUGGAACACCAUGCAAGCAUGGGGCGCGUUGUCAUGAUCGAAGCGACUAUCAUCGAGCAAGAUUUUUGCAUCCGGAAAGUAGUACUACUACUCGAAACAGUGGUCAACAUCAUCGAGCGAAAUAUUCUCAUGCGGACAUAAAUGAUCAUCGGAUCCCGUGCAAACAUGGCUCAAGUUGUUACGAUAAGAGUGAUUACCACCGACACAAAUAUUCGCAUCCGAGUUCAUGA